This is a messenger RNA of Lecanosticta acicola, 390 nucleotides long. Lineage: Eukaryota; Fungi; Ascomycota; Dothideomycetes; Mycosphaerellales; Mycosphaerellaceae. The record is from the annotation of a GenBank genome assembly.
AUGGCAUCCGGCAAAGGCGGCGGAGGAGGAAACAAAAACGCCGGCGGCGGCGGAGGCAUCGGGGCUCGAGUCCGUCAAUCCAUCACCAAAGGCAAAGACAAGAAGAAGGUAUCUUAGCCCAGGAGAACAUUCCUUCCUCCCCUCCACAAGACCACUGCUCACCUUAUAUCACAGCAGAAAGAAUCCCUCGAAUCCCCCAAAGCGGCCCGCCCCAAAGUUCAAGCCUACGAAGCCAAGAAAGCCGCCAAGAAAGAGCAAAAGGCCGCCAGACGCGAAGAGAUUAAGGCGACUUUCAACCCGGAUGAUCGAGGUCGGACUGUGCGCGAGAAGACGAAGACGCUGGAUCGGAAUCAGGGAAGGGCGGUGAAGGGGGAUCAUCUUCGCUGCUAA